GUGGCCAAGGGCAGGGAGUGACACCCCGAGUGUGCUUGGUGUGGGAGAAUGGAACGGGAUCCCGGCAGAUGGACUGGGAGCCUGAGUGGGUGGGUGGGUGUGUAGGGUGCAGCCCCCUCAGGUCGCGCCGUGUCCCACCUCGGGCCGGCCCGGGUUUAUGGCCGUUCCUCGCUGCGGGAGGGGCGUUAUCAGCCCCGGUCCAGAGAGCACGGGCUGAACCGGGCUGGGUCCGUGGCCUUCGAACCUGCCCCAGAGCCCGCGGGGGGCGCGGUCUCGGCUCUGCCCAGUGCCCCCGGCCCGGCCGCGCCCCCUCCCCGCCUCCUCCUGAGGGUCCCUGUCCCACGACAGAAACCCCCGGGACGAGGGGCGGACGUGCCCCCAGCCCUGGACGGACGCGCCUGGCGUUGGGAGCCAGCGCAGGAGGCAGGGGAGCGGGCACCGGGCAGACGAUGCCGUGCGGUGUCCCGGGUUGCGGAGUGCCCGUGGAUUGCGGUGUGCCCGUAGAACUACAAAAUGCCACAGGAUCGCAGAGUUCCGCGGGACUGUGGCUGUACCGCUCUGGUUCUCAGCGCUGCUGGGACUGGAGCGCACUGGCAGCUGCUUGGUCCCGCAUUCCCCGGGGGCCGGGCUGGGGCUCACCCCGCGCAGCCUCGGGGUGUCCCGGGAUGGGGCUGCCCCGGCCGCUCCCUGCGAACCUGCCGCGGCCGCCCGGCUCCGCCCGCUGCCCUUCCUCGGGAGAAGGAGGAGGAGGAGGAGGAGGAGGAAGAGGAGGCGGAGAUAGCAGCGGAGCAGGAACGGCGCUGGAAGGAGUGGGAGCGGGACAGGUCGGACGGGACGGGGGGACCCCGGCUGUGCCCCCCAGCAGGAAUAGACCAUCCGCACACCCUGCCUCCUCUCCCCGAGCUCUCGGACUUACCCCUCAUGCCGGGGAAACUGAGACGCAGCAGGCGGGAGGUGCUGGGGGAGAAGCAGUGGCAGAGCCUGGAGGAGAGGGGAAGUGCCCAUCUGGGGCAGCCCAAGCUCACCAGAUCCAGGACCUAUGAGUCCUCUUGCAAGGAGACAGAGCAGGCAGCCACGGGCACGCAGGGACCCCCAUCCCCCUCGCUGAGCAAGCAGGACAGCAGCUACCGCCGAGCCUUCGGGGAGCUCGCUGAGCAGGACGUGCUGCUGGGCUGCUUCUCAUGUGCCUGGCAGAGAGAGGUGCCCUACCACGGUCGCCUCUACGUGUCCUCCCGCCACAUCUGCUUCCACUCCAAUCUCCUGCUCAAGGACAUCAAGGCCGUCGUCCCUGUUGACUCCGUCUCAGCCAUCAAAAAGACCAACACGGCGUUGCUGGUGCCUAACGCAGUCAGCAUCCGCACGGCAAAGGGGGAGAAGUUCCUCUUUGUGUCGCUGCGCCAGCGAGAGGCCACGUACCAGCUCCUGAGGUCAGUCUGCAAACACCUGCAGGACAGCGGCCAGAGCCCUCGAAACUCAGUGAACAAUGAGGAAACUCUUAGGAAGUCUCAAAUCUCGAGCUUUUCAGACCUGGAGCAGAGCACCCCGGAGCCAAACAGCCUCCACAAAUCCCUGGGGCAUUCAUCGAUUGUCUCCUGGUCACCUGCAGAUGAGCCAAACCCAACAUCAAGGCAAGCAGAGGACGAGGAUGAUGGGGUGGCCCUACUAGUUCCCAGCAGCAGCGAAUGGGUGCCCUCAGCAGAGACCUGUGGCCUCUGGGGGGGACCCCACACCGUGCUCCAGGCCUGGGCUACUGCACUUUGGUCCCAGAUAAACCCCCAGCUGAGCCCUCUCAACAUCAUCAUCAUCAUCUACCUGCUGCUCAUGGUGGCCUUGCUGCUGUCCUCGGGGUACAUCGGUCUGCGCAUUGCGGAGCUGGAGCAGCAGCUGGCGUUCGUGGGGGCCUGGCCACAUCUCAACCUGUCACAGCAGUACAAGACAACGUGAGGCCACCAAGGACCAUCACCAGAGCUCCAGUUGGGGGGUCAGGGCCUCUCUGAGCCCUUCCCUGGCCUCUCAGGGGUGGCUCUGUCACCAAGUGCCUUCCAGCCCCCCACAAUGCCUGAGAAGCCCAAAUGGGCUGUGAGGCUCCAUCUCUCUCCCCACUGUCUGCCCACCCUGAGCAGCAGCAGAAGAGACUCAGGGAGCUCCCUGUGGGACACAGAGCAGGGAAGAGGGGCUGGAGUCAGCACCAACCCCCACCCAGCCCUGAGGCAGGGCAGGCAGAGGGGGCCAAGCCCCAGGCAAGGCAGGGGCACAAAGAACAGAUUCUAUUAGUAAAGAUUAAUAAAAUCUGUAUUAUAUUAA
Molecule: messenger RNA, 2304 nt
Organism: Parus major (Great Tit)
Lineage: Eukaryota; Metazoa; Chordata; Aves; Passeriformes; Paridae
Product: GRAM domain-containing protein 2B-like
Exons: 12
Coding region: 514-1944 (476 amino acids)
Source: RefSeq, a predicted model, not a curated record